Molecule: messenger RNA, 2416 nt
Organism: Misgurnus anguillicaudatus (oriental weatherfish)
Lineage: Eukaryota; Metazoa; Chordata; Actinopteri; Cypriniformes; Cobitidae
Product: interferon-induced protein with tetratricopeptide repeats 5
Biological process (GO): defense response to virus
Cellular component (GO): cytosol
Molecular function (GO): protein binding
Source: RefSeq, a predicted model, not a curated record
ACGGCCUUGUGAACAUUAAGGGUCUCUACGAAAUCGGGCAUACAAACUACUCUUUUUCGCAGUAUUAAAAUAAGGUCUCCGGAGGAUCGAGAGCCGUGAGCGGGCACACACCAGCUCACCCUACCUCUCCUCUAUCGCCAGCGGGUGUCCUGAGGAGUCCGAGCCCUCCACUGAGGAGACCAGACCACCAGCACCCUCAUCGGAGUCUGCGCUCUCCACAGAGGAGACCAGACGACCGUCACCCUCAGCGGGCUCAGCAACAAAGACAUGGAAUCUAAACUCAGUCAGCUGGAAUGCCUUUUUACAUGGCGGGUGGAAAAAUCAGAGAUAAGAGAUUUUAAUAUCUUGCAGGAGAAACUUUUUGACAAAAUCAAGUCUUCCUCACAGAAAUACCAUGACACAUAUUUCAACAUUCUGGCAUUUAUCAGCCACUUGGAAGGCAAAACUGAGAGAUCACUGGAUUAUCUUCAACAAGCUGAGUCAGCACUGAAGGAUGAUAAUCAAAAGAAAGAUGCAGACUACCUGGUGACCUUCUCCAGCUUUGCAUGGGUACACUAUCACUUGCACAACCUUGAUGAUGUGGAAAAAUACCUAAACAAGGUGAAAAAUAUAUGCAGGGACAUACCAGGUUCAUCUGAGUACUCCUGCAGCCUCCCCUUAAUACAUGGAGAGAAAGGGUGGACCUUUAUAAGGCUUGGCGGGUCAUUUUAUGAACGAGCAAAGGAGAGUUUCUCCAAGGGCCUUGAAGCAGAACCAGACAAUGUAUUGUGUAAUGUGGGCUAUGCAAUAGUGUUAUACAGAAUAGAAGGCAUGAACAAAGAGAGACCAAUAAGUGCAGAAGACAGUGAAACAGUCACGCAACUCAGAAAAGCUCUCAGCUUGGAACCCACAAAUUCUCUAGUCAUGGUGCUGUUGGCCUUGAAACUCCAGUGUUUAAAGAGACAAGAAGCCCAGAAGCUUAUAAAGGAGGCUCUCAAACUGUCCCCUAACGUCCCGUAUGUGACCAGAUACGUGGCUAAAUACUUCAGAGCAGAAGGCUCCAUUAAGGAAUCCCUGUCUAUCCUUGAGAAAGCAGUCGAGUUGACCCCAAACUCCAACUUUCUGCAUCAUCAAAUCGGUCUUUGCCAUAAACAGCUGCUUAUUGAGAUGUUAUCUCAGAUGAGGUCUGGAAGACGCUUUCCUGCCACUCAAAUAUCUGCUAAGGCAGCCGAGUGUAUCCGGCACCUUUCAAAGGCCGUAGAGCUAAAGCCUUCUAAUAUUUACGCCCAAGUGAAUCUUGCAGAGGCCUAUGGAGGGAACCGACAAUUCAGAGAAGCAGAGGAGAUAUUUACCAGGCUGCUAAAUGACACAUCUCUCAGUGAAUUUGAAAAACAGCACUGUCACACACACUAUGGUGUGUUUUUGCUCUACAAGAGAAAGGAUGAAGACACAGCAGUCUGUCAAUUCAAGAUUGCAUACAAAAUUCCAAUAGAAUGCAAUGACAGGAAACAAGCGGGCAAGAAGCUCAGACAGAUUGCGGAGAGGCAUCUCAAUGACAAGCGCAAAGUCAGAGAGGCAUUCGAGAUUUUGGCCUUUGUAUCUUCUGAAGACAAACAAGAGGCACAAGCGGCGAUGUAUCUGCAGAGGGCCCAGCAGCAGCACUCAGAUAGUGAUGAGCUAUCAGAAACCUUCGCCAAAGGACUGAGGCUAAAACCCUAACUGAACUUUACUCGUAUUUAGCAAAAACUUAAAAUAGCAUUAAUAUAAUACUAUAAUCAAGGCUAUUUUAAAAUGUCUAAAUUGUAAACAAGCUGUUGAUCUUUAUUGUAAUACAGGGAACAUUUAUUGAAUAAAUCCUGAGGGGCGGUACAGUUGCCUCACAAAAAAAAAAUCGAAAUUUUGUUGAUUUUAAGCUCUUCCGCAAUCACGAACAACUGUAGGAACUCGCUGGCAGCGGACAUAUAACUUCAGAUUGUACAAUCAGUAUUUUGUCUCCGGUAUGUUCUGCAUUAAACUAAUAAAUGUGAUCAUUUAGCACAUUAGAUAGGCUGUGUUCGCUGCCAAGAUGGACACAAAUAUGGUGGCGGGCAUGCCGGAAGUGGUGUGGUACCCAUGUUCUCUGUCCCCAACUUGUGUAGAUCAACUUUUGUGUAGAUUAACUGGUGUGCAGAUUAACUGGUGUGUAGAUCAACUGUGUAGAUCAACUUGUGUGUAGAUCAACUUGUGUGUAGAUCAACUUGUGGGUAGAUCAACUUGUGGGUAGAUCAACUUGUGUGUAGAUCAACUUGUGUGUAGAUCAACUUGUGUGUAGAUCAACUUGUGUGUAGAUCAACUUGUGUGUAGAUUAACUUGUGUGUAGAUUAACUUGUGUGUAGAUUAACCAGUUCUUGCAUUAAUAUCACUAAAGAUGCUGAAACACUGUUAAUAAAAAUAAAUA